AUGUCCUCUAUGGGGAAGAUCAACCCCCCCCAAGCCUUCAUAUCAAGCUAUGCGCCGCGAUUACGGACAUACGGGAACUCGUUGAUUUCACCAAUCGUCCCCCCUGCGAACACUCUACCAAUCCCCCGAACCACGAAACGAGGAACCACAGCCAUCAACUACGCCGAAGAUGGGUACGACGAUGAGGACUUCGAUAGUGAAGGACCACGGCGGCCAACUGGGCUUCGGAGUUUGAGGCGGGAUGAAACAACCGUAGACAAAGCUGGCCAGAUCGCGGAGCUUGGAAAAGAGCUCACCGCGCCUGUCGACGUCCAAGGAAUAUGGAGAGACUGGAUGGGCAAGCCCAAGGGCUCCAAGACCGAGAGACAGCUCCAAAUCCAAUCCGCCCUACCUCUCACCCUCAUACCCAUUCGAAUAGACCUCGACAUCCAACCCUUCCGACCCGAUGCGCCGCUCCCCACACCCAACAAUGCGCGAGAUUUCGGUAUCGAUGAAAGUCUACCGGCCUACAAACAGCCAGAGAUGACACCAGCAUUCCGACUGAAGGAUGCUUUCCUAUGGAAUCUUCACGAGGCCCUCACAACUCCAGACCAGUUCGCUAAAGUCUUUGUUGACGAACUCGACUUUCCUAACGAUCGAAAGCCCGCGCUAGUCAUGACAAUCGCGGGACAGAUCCGACAGCAGCUAGAAGAGUAUGCUGGUGUAGCUCUACACCCUUUAUUUCACUCGACAACAAGCACAGCAAAUGAUGGCAAUACAGUCAAAGCAAUCCAGCCUGCGCUAUCGCGAGACGAGUCAUCUACACCUGCCCCCGCUUUGAAUGGAAUGUCUUCAAUGCUAUCAAACUUCUCGAAUUUCUCAAAUGGCACCAACGGAACCCCUGGUACACAAACACCAGUAAAAGCAACAAAUGGCGUCAACGGUAUCACGGCUACCGCGACCCCAUUACCCGAAGAGGAUGUUCACAAUCCGGACGACACAUAUCGCUGCAUCAUAAAUCUCAACAUCAACCUUCUCAACCGCCUCUACAGUGACAAAUUCGAAUGGUCCCUGCUCCAUCCUCCCGGAUUCGCGGAAGUGUUUGCAAAACAGACAUGCGCGGAUCUUGGACUCGCUGGUGAAUGGGUUCCGGCAAUGACACAUGCCAUCUACGAAGCUGUUCUGCGACUGAAAAAGGAGGCCUGCGAGAACGGCGGCUUGGUGGGAGGGUACGGCGAGAUCGAUAACGAUGCUGCUGAAGGCGCGGAAGCCGGCUGGCGGUACGAUCACGAGCACCUCUGCGACGAGUGGGAGCCGAAAGUGGAAAUACUGUCUAAGGAAGAAAUUGAGAAACGCGAGGGCGAUCGCGAGAGACAGAUUCGGAGGUUGAGGAGAGAGACAGCACGAUUCUCCUCGACAGCGAAUAUGACAGGGGGUAUGCCCCAGGGUGACUACUUUGCCAACCCAGAGUCACAGGAGCAAGCGAUGGGUAGGGGCGAGAGGAAUAAGAAGAAGAGGCGAUUCAGGAGUCUGAGUCCGGUGUCGAGGGAAACGCCGGACGUGGGCGGCACAGGCUACGGAGGACAAGGUGGUGGGCUGCAGGAAUGGGAACGACAAAAUUGGCGAUGUGCUCACUGCUGGGUCUGGGGCUCUGCGGUCUGGGCCGUGAGAGAUGGACCUAAUGGCCCAAGAACCCUCUGCAACAACUGUGGCCUACUCUACGAACGCGACAAGCGACUCCCACCUUGGUCCAAAGACAAUUUCCUUCACGAGAAGGCCUAUGGAACUCGGUGAUUGGAUAUCGCGUUCUGAUCUGUUCUUUUUCAAUAAUCUAACCCUUUUCUCUGUAGAACUCCGGCCAUUCCUUGGGCCGCGUGGCAAGAUGUUCCAGAACACUACCGGAAAUACGAGCUGGACAGCCUUGUUAGGCUUUACGGCCUUUACAGCACUAUAGCCAUCAAGUUACCAGUGGAUCCGGCAAUUCAAGUGGACCCCGGUACAUCUUGAAGCCUUGGGUAGAUGCCGUGUUGCUGGAGUCGACUGGAUGAGGAGCCACGUUUGGUGAACGGACUUUCUUGCA
Molecule: messenger RNA, 2059 nt
Organism: Mytilinidion resinicola
Lineage: Eukaryota; Fungi; Ascomycota; Dothideomycetes; Mytilinidiales; Mytilinidiaceae
Product: SNF5-domain-containing protein
Exons: 4
Coding region: 1-1773 (590 amino acids)
Biological process (GO): chromatin remodeling; regulation of transcription by RNA polymerase II
Cellular component (GO): RSC-type complex; nucleus; nuclear chromosome
Molecular function (GO): transcription coregulator activity; zinc ion binding
Source: RefSeq, a predicted model, not a curated record